UUUUUCUUUUUUUACAAAAUAAUCGAACAGAUAAGACUCUCUGCACACUCCCGGAAACAAAAUAAAGGCAACUCAAAAUCCGGAUUUCUUUCUAUUCUCUGUAAGUAGAGAAUAGAAACAAGUAUGGUAUCUCUUAAAGAUAUAGCACCAUCAACUCAAAAUAACAUAAACACGCAGUUCAUAAUCCUAGACAAGAGCAAAACAACGACAAUGGAAGGGCAGUACAAAACCUGUUUGGGGGUUGUAGCCGACGAGACAGCUGCAGUUAACUUCCAGUUCUGGCAAAAUGAAUGUGAGGCGUUUGAGGCAGGUGACAUUGUACGCUUGACUAAUGGCAUAUUCUCAUUCUCACGUCACAACAAUCUGGUGCUAAGAGCAGGCAAGAAAGGGAAAAUAGAAAAAGUAGGAGAGUUUACAAUGGUGUUUGUGGAGACACCAAAUAUGAGUGAAAUUAGUUGGGUUCGUGAUCCUAAUAAUUCUAACAAGUAUGUACAGCCGCAGCAGGCUGUUAUUAUUUCAGCUUCAAUGCCUUAAUGUUAUGUUGUGUUUCAAGAUUCCUCAUCAAUUUUUGUCUAUUGUGCCUUACCAAUUUAGGCCGAGGAGGUAGAGGAUUUGUCAUUAAUUAAAAGUAGCAAUUAUGACUA
Molecule: messenger RNA, 644 nt
Organism: Pistacia vera
Lineage: Eukaryota; Viridiplantae; Streptophyta; Magnoliopsida; Sapindales; Anacardiaceae
Product: SOSS complex subunit B homolog
Exons: 2
Coding region: 124-534 (136 amino acids)
Biological process (GO): mitotic cell cycle checkpoint signaling; double-strand break repair via homologous recombination; response to ionizing radiation
Cellular component (GO): SOSS complex
Molecular function (GO): DNA binding
Source: RefSeq, a predicted model, not a curated record